AUGCGGACCUCCGUUCAGGCUCAGUGGUACGGCGACAACAGAGACAACAACAACAUACCUUUGGCUUUACACUCGCAAGUCAUACCCGUACACAUCGAAGCCGACAGCAGCUUUGUCCAUCCCCUCGCCAUACUCUCGCUCAUAGUUCUUGUCAUCUUUGCCUUGCAAAAACCUAUAAGAGCCCGACUGCCCCCGUGGCUCCGUCCGUUCGCCAGGGAACAGGAAGAUGUCCAGAGGCCCAAACGGCCGAGACACACCUCGCUCUCCCUCUUUGCCCUGUUCUUCGGCUGUCUGGGAGGACUGGCUAUGUCGUUGGCUGUCGCCGUCCUCUCAAAUGGCCACAGAAUAGCAAACCUUGAGGUUGUCCCCUGGGUGGCCACCUUGGUCAUGGUCAUCGUCGAUCGACCCGUCAAGACCCCCCGCAUUCUCCUUCUGCAAUUCAUCAUCAUGCUCUCCGCGGGGCUGGCACGAUACUCCACGCACUUUCUCAACCACACCCUGCGCACUAUAGACCCCUUCCACAUGUGCCAGCUGGGCGUGUGCGUCGUUGCUAUCGGCAUAAUGGUCAACAUGCCCAUCCGGGACCCUUCAUGGGACUCUAGUGAGAUUGGCUCGGCUAAGAGCCCGCCAUCCCACCAUCUGCGCAGUCCCGAGGACAACCUCACGCUCCUGCAGUUCUGGACAAUGGCGUGGGUGUACCCGCUAGCGAAGCUCGCCCAGACCAGGGAGAUCAAUGUCGAGGACGUCUGGCAGCUGCCUUACGAGUACCAGCACAGCCGCCUAUACCUGGCCUUUCGGGAGGUCCAGGGCAGACUCCUCCACCGACUCGUUGAGGCCAAUGGUCUGGACGUUUUCGUCUCCACGAUACUCGCCGUCAUAGAGAAGGUCGCCGAAGUCUCUAAUAUCCGGCUCACCAGCAAGCUGUACAGUGCCCUGGAUGGCGGCGACCCCAGCGAGGCCAUGUUCUGGUGCCUCGUCAUGUUCUGCCUUGAUGCUCUCCGACAAGUCGCCAAAACCACGUCGGGCUGGUACUCCCGCAAAGCCUACGAGAGGUCCAGAGGAGAAACGUUCAUCGGCCUGUUCGAGAAGCUCCUCACCCGCGCCGUCCCCGGAUCAGACCGGACGGAGAAGUCGCCCGAGGAAACACAAGCCACUGUCUCAACAUACCCGGCCGCGGGGAGAUUGAGUAAAUUUUCCGGCUGGCUGUGCGGAAGAGGGGGCUACACAAAGAUCUCGUCAAAGCCCAGUCGUCAACCCGCAUCGAAUGCCAAGGUUGUCAACCUUGUCCGAGGCGACACGUAUCAAAUCUCCCAGAGGUUCUGGGAGUUUCCCAGACUGAUUUCGCAACCCAUAAAGGUCAUCUUCACCCUUUACUACCUUAUCGACAUCAUGGGGUGGCCAUCGUGCGUCGGCUUUUGUCUCAUAAUCAUCUUCCUGACCAUAAACUCCAUUCUGGUCAAGAAUCUCAUUCAGAUGGAGCGUGCACGCACCAUCCACUCGGACAAGCGAGCCCAGGCCGUCUCCCAUUUCGUCGAGGCGAGCAAGCCCCUCAAGCUCAACGGGUGGACGUCCUCGUGGGCCCGGCGCAUCAUGAAGCUCCGAGACCUAGAAAUGGACAAACGCCUGCGAAUGUCCUACGUCACGGCAGCCAUCGGGACCAUCAAUGUUCUCGGCGGCGCUACAUACCCACUCGCAAGCAUCUGCCUGUAUACUCUGAUCCUGGGCCGCGGACUCCCCAACGCCGUCAUCUGGCCGUCUAUCCAGCUGUUCGCCCAGCUCGAGUCCAGCGUCAGAGAGGCGUUCGAGCUCAUUUCGGGUUACUGGAAGUCCACCAUACCUGUGGAGCGUGUGCACAAGUAUAUGGCUGAGCCGGACCGUGACAACGACUCGUCCUGGGAUGAAGGUACCAGGGACAUCUCCUUCAGCGGCGCAUCCUUCUCCUGGCCUUCCACCGACAAGCUGGUCCUGGAGAAGCUAUACCUGUCCUUCCCCACCGGCCUCACAAUCAUACGCGGCAAGGUGGGCUCUGGGAAAUCCAGUCUCCUCUUGGCAGCCCUCAAUGAGAUGGAGCUCCACGAUGGCAGCCUCACUAGACCCGAUGAACCUAUCGGCUACGCCCAGCAACUCCCGUGGCUGCAGAACAAGACGAUCCGGGAAAACAUCCUCUUUCACCAGCAAUACAACCCAAGCCGGUACCGGGAGGUUGUCGCUGCGUGCGCCCUCGGACCCGAUUUCUCCAUGCUCCCAGACGGUGAUCUGACUAAACUAGAGGAAGGCGGUGUCGGACUGUCGGGCGGGCAAAAGGCUCGUGUCGCUCUUGCCAGGGCUAUUUACAGCCCCUGUCGGAUCCUGCUUUUGGAUGACCCUCUUGCCGCCCUGGAUCACGACACGGCCAGCCUUAUCGUGAGGAGAUUCCUGCGGGGGCCACUGGCACAGGGAAGGACCAUCGUCAUGGUCACGCACAGGGACGACCUUGUCCUCAGGAUAGCUGACCAGGUUGUCGACUUGGAUGAGGGGCGUGCGCAUGUCCUCACGCAGGACCAGAUCCGCGAUGAAUUGGAGCACCCAUACCACAACAUGAUCGGGCAGACAGCGGCUGACGAGGCUGAUCAUGCCCAUCAUGUGGACGAGGUGGCUAUCCCUGAAGCCAGGGACGCACCCGAGGAGCCGUCUAAGACCGGCGGCGUCUCGCUCUCUAUCUACACCAAAUACAUUGCAGCGGGCGGUCUACACCUCUGGAUCACGCUGGCCCUCUUCUAUGCCCUCUCUCGGCUCUGCGAUAUCUUUCGAGCCCGUCUGCUCGAGGCCUGGGGCAGUGACACAGCUGAGCAGACCAUAGGCCUCAGCGGUUUCUUGGGCCUCCCCGAUCCGCAUCAAAGCCCGAAGUCAUGGUUGCUUGCACUGGCAGGUCUCUCCGGUGGGCAGAUUGCUUCGUACGCCAUUGCCCAAGUCCUACUCGCCCACAUAUGCAUCAAUGCGGCGCAGGGCCUGUUCCGUAAUGCUAUCGACCGCGUCAGUAGAGCCACCUUCCGAUACCAUGACUCGACACCCACGGGACAGCUCAAGAACCGCCUAAUCGCGGACAUGGGUAUGGUCGACGGCGGUAUCCUGUCGCCCUUGGAGUCGUUUGUCUUCAACCUCAUCACUCUCAUGCUGAGUCUUGUUGCCAUCAUGCUUCAUCAGCCUGGUCUGCUGAUCAUUUUGUGCUUUGCGGCCCUCCUGUUUGUCUACUUCUUCCGAAUGUACGUCCCCAUAUCGCGUUGCCUGCGCCGAAUGGAGAUGCGCUACCUCACGCCAAUCAUUUCCAACAUUGGCGUGAUGCAGGACGGCCUGGUCACCAUCCGGGCUCUCCAGGUGGAAGAGCACUUCAAGGACCGCCACUUGGAUGCCGUGGAUGACUUCCAGAAGCAGGACCAUUUCUUCUGGGGAAUGGCCUUCUGGCUCGAUUUUCGCCUGAGCCUAUCGUCGGCCUGCAUGCGCUCCGCCCUCAUCAUCUUUAUGGUGUGGUACGGUAGCCCGGCAAGCGCCGUUGGUUUCGUCCUUACACAGACCACCAUCGCCAUGGGGUCUGUCCAGCAGCUGUGUGAGAAGUUUGCCCAGCUCCAGCUGGACGCCGUGUCUCUCGAGCGUGUGGACAUGCUCAGCCGAAUCCCCGAGGAGCCUACAGGAGAGCUGGACCCUCCAGAGGGCUGGCCCCGGCCGGACGAUAAUAUCAAGUUUGACGGAGUGUCCUUCAAUUACGACGAGGGCAUGCCCAUCGUUCUCAACGACUUGACCUUUGAGAUCCCUGGCGGCUCGACGUGCGCCGUCCUGGGACGCACGGGGUCUGGAAAGUCCACCAUCGCCAACGCCCUGCUCGCCACACGGCUUCCCUGCGAGGGCACCGUUAAGAUUGGGGAUGUAGACCUGUCACAGGUCUACCGUGAAACCCUACGCAACCGGGUAACGUAUGUCCAGCAGGACCCCGUCCUGUUCCCCGGUACCUUGCGCGACAACAUCGACCCCGACGGACGGUUCUCGGACCAAGAAUGUGAGAGGGCGAUUCGCAGCGUCCUCGGGCCUCAAUGGAACCUGGACUCACAGAUCGACGCGGCUGGGAAGAAUCUCAGCCAGGGACAGCGCCAACUCGUCAGCAUCGGCAGGGCUGUUCUCCGAAGAAGUGGUCUGGUUAUUCUGGACGAGGCCACGGCGUCGAUCGAUCGCGCCACAGCAGCCAAAGUCCAGGGCAUUCUUAGGGAGAACUUGUCUCAAAGCACAGUGAUCACUAUCGCGCACCGCCUUGAGGCCGUCGAAGAUGCUAAUUGGUGUCUACGCCUGAGCAAGGGCAAAGUACUGGAGUGCGGACCUGCGGGUAACAAUCGCUCAUAG
Geosmithia morbida is the source of this 4368-nucleotide messenger RNA. RefSeq names its product ABC-type multidrug transport system, ATPase and permease component. Gene Ontology annotation, molecular function: ABC-type peptide transporter activity; ATP hydrolysis activity; ATP binding. Gene Ontology annotation, biological process: transmembrane transport. NCBI's taxonomy places the organism in Eukaryota, Fungi, Ascomycota, Sordariomycetes, Hypocreales, Bionectriaceae. Bases 1 to 4368 code for a protein of 1455 amino acids. Gene Ontology annotation, cellular component: fungal-type vacuole; membrane. The transcript has a single exon. The record is from RefSeq and is a predicted model, not a curated record.